UAACAUUUUACGACAUCUGUCGGAAACUAGUUCUCUCACUAACGUGGGCACUUGAUGUGAUGAUGAAACCUUGUGAAAGUUGAUUUAGCCAUAUUUUAGUGAUUUUUGAGGUUUUGGAGGAUUGUGAAACGUCUUUAAGUAACAAAGCAUGGAUGUCAAUGGUUUGACUGAGAAAAUGGAGUCUACUUCAGUAUCACUCUCACCUGAUGAAAAAUUUACAAUCAUCAAAAGAAACCUUCAGGAAAUAAUCGGAGAGGAUAAACUGAUGUCCGUCCUGAAGGAGAGAGAUGUGAAGGUGUACUGGGGGACUGCCACCACCGGUAAACCCCACGUGGCCUACUUUGUUCCCAUGUCCAAGAUAGCUGAUUUCCUCAGGGCCGGGUGUGAGGUCACCAUUUUGUUUGCUGAUUUACAUGCCUACCUAGACAACAUGAAGGCCCCGUGGGAUCUCCUGAGUUUGCGAGUCCAGUAUUACGAGAGAGUCAUAAAAGCCAUGCUCAAAUCUAUAGGAGUUCCACUGGAGAAACUCAAGUUUGUCAAGGGAUCUAACUACCAGCUCAGCAAAGAGUACACAUUAGAUGUGUACAGGCUGUCGUCCAUGGUAACGGAGCAUGAUGCCAAGAAGGCGGGAGCAGAGGUGGUCAAACAAGUGGGGAAUCCCCUACUGAGUGGUCUCCUGUACCCAGGACUACAGGCCCUUGAUGAAGAAUACUUAAAGGUGGAUGCCCAGUUUGGUGGGGUGGAUCAAAGGAAGAUCUUUACUUUUGCUGAAAAGUACUUGCCUCAUUUAGGAUAUACCAAACGAAUUCACCUCAUGAAUCCCAUGGUACCUGGCCUUACUGGAGACAAGAUGAGUUCCUCAGUGGAGGACUCUAAAAUCGAUCUGUUGGAUUCCCCAGCUGCUCUGAAGAAAAAGCUGAAGAGAGCUUUCUGUGAACCAGGCAAUGUGAAAGAUAAUGGUGUCCUUUCUUUCUGUCAACACGUGUUGUUCCCACUCAGAGCCAAAGAGGGUUUUCUAAUAAAGAGGGUACCCGAAUUUGGUGGAGACACAGUGUAUGCAACAUACGAUGAGCUAGAGAAGGCUUUUGCUAAACAGGAAGUACACCCAGGAGACUUGAAGAUCGCUGUUGAGGGUUAUCUAAACGAGCUGCUGGAGCCUGUUAGGAAGGAGUUUGAAUCUGCAGAGAACAAAAAGCUGGUGGCACAGGCCUACCCUGUAGAGAAGAAAAAGAAGCCUGGUGCUGGGAAAGCUGUACCAGAUGAAUUGGUUCCUUCUUUGUUAGAUCUACGGGUCGGCAAGAUCCUUGAAGUCAAAAAGCAUCCCGAUGCUGAGUCCUUGUACAUAGAAACAGUGGACAUUGGUGAGGAAAACCCUCGGACAGUGGUCAGUGGUCUGGCUGGACUGUACCCUAUGGAGCAGCUACAAGACAGACUGGGAGUGUUCCUCUGUAAUCUAAAGGCAGUCAAAAUGAGAGGCGUAGAAUCCCAAGCCAUGUUAAUGUGUGCCUCAGUAGAUGAGCCACGCGCUGUAGAACCUUUAGAUCCACCCCAGGGAAGUGCACCAGGGAACAGGGUGGUGUUUGAGGGAUUUGAGGAGGGAAAACCUGAGGAGGAACUGAAGCCCAAAAAGAAAGUCUGGGAAAAAUUACAGGCGGACUUAAGAGUCAAUGGUGAUAGUAUAGCAGAAUGGCAGGGCAAUGUAAUGAAGACCAAUCUAGGGAACGUCACGACCGCCAGUCUAAAAUGCGUUCCUAUCAAAUGAAAAUGUCUUCUGAAUAGUUUUACGACAGCGGAAAACGUGCUUCAUUAUUUAUUAUUAUGUCCUGUUGUGUUUUAAUGAUUUUAACCAAUGAAACACAAAACUGUGAAUGUCUUAAAAAUCUGUCAAUGUGAAGAAUCUGUCAAUGUGUACAUGUUUUUGGGGUAAAAUGCAAGUAUUUGUAGUUACUGCCAUGUAUUCUGCACAUUUCAGAGAUUUUUAGACGAUAAGAAAACCAUUUCAGAUUAAUAUGCAUUUUAUCUAGACAGAACUUGAUGACCACUUCAAAUUUUACAUUUUGUACAUACACAUAUGUACACCCACCUGGUGAGAAACUCAGUAUAGAGAAGAUCACAGAGUGCUGUGACACUUAGGGCAGAUCAGUGGAACUUUACACUUUAUUCAAGUGAAGAUUUUAAAAAUAUUUCUACAUUACAAGCAUUAGUCAUCGGAAUAAAGUUAAAAUGAACUUGUAGAAAA
Molecule: messenger RNA, 2239 nt
Organism: Ostrea edulis (European flat oyster)
Lineage: Eukaryota; Metazoa; Mollusca; Bivalvia; Ostreida; Ostreidae
Product: tyrosine--tRNA ligase, cytoplasmic-like
Exons: 14
Coding region: 149-1762 (537 amino acids)
Biological process (GO): tyrosyl-tRNA aminoacylation
Molecular function (GO): tyrosine-tRNA ligase activity; tRNA binding; ATP binding
Source: RefSeq, a predicted model, not a curated record